Messenger RNA from Symbiodinium sp. CCMP2592, 1137 nucleotides. The record is from the annotation of a GenBank genome assembly. Lineage: Eukaryota; Dinophyceae; Suessiales; Symbiodiniaceae.
AUGCUGCCCUGGAAGUUCGUGAUCUUGAUAGUCUGUCGAACAGGAAUGGCAGCACUGACCAGCAGCGAUGGUCCUUUCGAUUGCGGCGAUGAGCCGUACAUGAUGAUGGAGGAAGUCCUUCACAACAACCUGGGCCACAAAGGUCCGCACCAGGGUUCCGAGGGCAUCCUCUACAAGGCUGUGGAGUACUACCGGAACAUGCACCGUGACGUGCAAGUCCAUCUCCACACGGACUCGCUCUACAACCCCUGGAAUGUUUUCGCCAAUGGCUUGAACGGCCGCUUCGGCGUUUUCAACCAGCUUUCUGGGCAUCCCUUGGAUGUGACCUUCAGGUUCACCGACUUGACCGGCAAACCGCUGAUACUCAAGUCGUUCAGCCUUUCCAUCUACGACAUGGACAGGGACCAGAAUCCCGGUGAAGGCGUCGAAAACGUGACGCCUGUGACGACAGUCCACCGGGUGUAUCGAACCAGCGAUACUCUGGUCCAGGAGAACUCGGGCAGUUACCUCGGCACUGUGCCCGGAACCUACGACGACAACCCCGUGCAGGUAGUGGCCCAGUCCAAAGCAGACGAGGAUAAGUGCCUGGUCCUGGAGUACAAGGACGUGCACACAGUCCGCAUCACCUUCGACUCUACCAAGGGCUUCGCGGCGCGAACCACGCAGUUUUGCUUGCUCAACGCCCUGAAGUGCAAGGUCAAACCUGACAAGCCUUCCUCCUGGCACGUUCCUGUUGGGAGCGGCUUCGUGCCGGUCCUCGAAGAGCAGGAGGGCUUUUCUCAUAGUAAUAGCAAUAGGGAGUGUUUGCCAAGUUCUUGUGCCAGCUUUGGAAAGCUUUUGCGAGGGAGUUCAGCAAGACAGCUGUCAAAGGAUUCAGUGCGCUCAUGCCUGGUGUCCCACGCCCGUCAAAGAACGAAGCUUUGGAACCAACCGCACUCAACAAGCGGAGAAGGUACAAUCAUGCAGAAAGCUUACCUGUGGUUUUCUUCAUCAAGCUGCAAUCUCUAUUAUCCUGCAUAUCCCAGCCAUUCCCUGCCCGAAAUCAUUGGCCUGGAGGUUCGAGCUUGCCAUGCAGACAGUGCUGUUCCGCAGCCCAUAAUGCCUUUCAUUGCGAAUCUACAAAGCCUUCCGCCCUAA